AAAAACCGAUGGAAAAUGGUCCGCCCAAUUUUUCCCUAAAACCCUAUUCCAUCUAUGUUACGCCCAAUCUAGAAAAUAUUUUCUCUCUUCUUCUUCGGCUGAAACUUCUUCCCUUCGCCUUCCCUACGACCUCCAUCCGCCUUCCCUGCACCGUCAUGACUUAUGUUCGCCUCCUUUGUUCACCGUCAUGGGUUGUGACUCAAUCGAUCCAGCAUUCGCUCAAUUCGACCAUGUUUUUGUUCACGUCGAUAACAAUCCUCGUCUCUCUAACUCCGUCUUCUCCGAUUCACCCGAUGACCCUGACGCAGAAUUUGACAGCGAUGACGGAUUUGCUGAAGGUAGUGGUCCUUUGCCGGACGACGUGAGGAAGGAGAUUCUGGAAUUAGGGUUUCCGGAUGAUGGUUAUAACUACUUGUAUCAUUUGAGGGAAAUUAAAAAAACUGGCGGUGGCUCAAAUUUCUUUAGUAACCCUAAGUUUAAACUUGAGCAUGUUAGUGAAGUUAAGGCUUAUGAUGCUUCGAGAGUGCGAAUUAAAGAGGCGGCGAAGAAAGAGCCCGAAAAAAACACUUUGUACAGUGUUGCAUCCCAUACUGCUAAUGUAAAGGUUCAAAAAGCUGUUGAUUCUGAAGUUGCCGCACUGCUUGAUGAUAGUGAUGUGUCACGGUUUGGCUCUGAUGUCGAAGAUUUGGAGAAAAACUUUAUUGUCCAGGCUAACCUCUGUUAUGACAAAGAAGAUGAAGAGAAGGCACACACGUCCAAUGGAAAGAACUUCUCCGAGGAGUCUAUGAUGAGUAGGAGCUUAAACAAUAAACAAGUAUCUCAAGUUUCUACUUAUUCCACUCUAUAUAUGGUUCUCUAUAUAUGGCUAUUUUUUACGUGUGACAGAAUUAAUAUUUGAUGACUAAAUGAUUUUCAUUCACUCAUGUAAUCAUAGUGGGAAUGGAUCAUGGAACAUAAAUAAAAUCAAAAUGAUUUACCAGCACAUAUAGUUUGGUAAAAAGAACAUUAUUGAAUGAGUGAGUGAGACAUAAAAUAAAGUACCUUUUACCUUAAACAUUCUGCUUUAAACUACUACAUUUAUAUCAGUGGUGUUUAAGCUCUCUCUUUUGCUAUCUUCCAUCACCUCAUUAAUCAUCACACAUCCAUUUUCAAAGCAUAACAUUCCAUGUACCCUCCAAAGUGAGCAAAAAUUGGUAAACAUCACAGCACUUCAAAUCACAAGAUAUACACGUACUGUAACCAGCAAUUUUGUGAGUUUUGUCUCUUCUUGCUCUUUUUAUUGGAUUCUAAUCCGAAAAGAAACA
Messenger RNA from Vicia villosa (hairy vetch), 1304 nucleotides. RefSeq lists its product as uncharacterized. NCBI's taxonomy places the organism in Eukaryota, Viridiplantae, Streptophyta, Magnoliopsida, Fabales, Fabaceae. Gene Ontology annotation, cellular component: cytosol; preribosome, small subunit precursor; nucleus. Gene Ontology annotation, biological process: ribosomal small subunit export from nucleus; ribosomal small subunit biogenesis. The record is from RefSeq and is a predicted model, not a curated record. The coding region runs from base 188 to 898 and encodes 236 amino acids. The transcript has 2 exons.